AUGAUUUGGAGGGCUGUACUGUUGUCAUUCCUCUCCAUCUCCAUAACAUGCGCACUUGUAGUCCAAACAAGAGAAGAACCGGGUUCAAACCCAACAGCAGUCAUUGUCGAACACAGCUACACCACUAUCCCUCCAGCCUCCGAUACCACAAUAUUUACAACAUCGACUGAUAAGACAAGUUCCUCAUCUGAUGCGGCUCCUGCACCUGGCAGUGAAUACUAUGACAGCGGACCCCCAGUUAUUCUACCUGUCACAUCUGAACAACCUGAUGCCUUGGGUAUCGGAAAUGUGAGCGGGUUUUAUGGACCAGGAAGUUGGGCAGCAUGGUUCAUCUCAAUCGUGGCGUCGUGGUGCCGGCUCCUUCGCGUUUCAGAAGAUAGAUUUGAUCCAAAUACAUGGCUAUUUCUGCUCGGCACCAACUGGGCCGCGGUUGCUCUUUUCCGCGUAAUCCGCAUGGCCCAAAGCAUUCCGCUCGACUCCUUGACCUACGAUGCAGAUUUGGGCAGCCUAAAAGGUUCUAUUGGGGCGGCAUUCAAUGUCACCUUUUGGGGAACCUUUCAUGGCUUGAUGCAGUAUCUCCUUGCAAUGAUCAUAUUCGACACCCGAAAGGCCCAGCGAUAUCGGUUGUGGACACUCUUGCUCGGAAUGAUAUUGCCCUGUCUCGCGCUCAUGCACUCUGCUCCUCUCAGAACCAUGAAUGUGCCUGCGCUAUAUUGGCAUGCAAUGCAUAGCGGGGCUUAUGACCUUAAUUUGGCUGUUGCUUACCCAACAUGUGCCCUGGAUUGCUGA
Penicillium concentricum is the source of this 789-nucleotide messenger RNA. RefSeq lists its product as uncharacterized. The transcript has 2 exons. The record is from RefSeq and is a predicted model, not a curated record. NCBI's taxonomy places the organism in Eukaryota, Fungi, Ascomycota, Eurotiomycetes, Eurotiales, Aspergillaceae. The coding region runs from base 1 to 789 and encodes 262 amino acids.